Molecule: messenger RNA, 6135 nt
Organism: Nylanderia fulva
Lineage: Eukaryota; Metazoa; Arthropoda; Insecta; Hymenoptera; Formicidae
Cellular component (GO): cytoskeleton
Source: RefSeq, a predicted model, not a curated record
CUCGCACGCGUAUUUCGCGACUCGCGACGCGACGUGCCGCCGUGCGAAUAUACUCCUCCGUCUUUCCCGUGCGCGUACCUUUUCUACAAAUUUCCACGCGUCCACGCGCCGCGACCGUUCGCUUUUCGCGCGCGUCCACGCUCGCCGUCCGUGUCGAGUUGUUGACAGCGCGUCGAGGCACCGGCUCCGGGGCCCCCCGAAAAACGAGACGUAUUAAUACCCUCUCUCUCUCCACAUCUCUAUCUCUAUCUCUCUCUCUCUCCAGGGGGACUAUCUCGACACGACACGACACGGUGUUACGAGUGUCCCUCCGACGAGGAGGAGUGCGCGGCCGCUUGUUCUUCCGAGAAGAAGGAGGCAUGGAGUGCGUUCGAUGCGCCCGUUUCAAACUGUCAAGGCAACCCGUCACCCAGGUCGCAGCAAGAUCGCAACGCAAGCCCGAUGUCGCGAUCGACGAUGACCGUACGAGCGUGUGAGGUACCAAAAUGGCGAGGAUGAGCAGCUUCUGCGUCGAUGCCUCGACGAUCUCUCGCAGGAAGAACGCCCUGAUUCGAGAAGGGAAGAAGCACAAGCGCGACUUGCCCGAUGCACCGAGGAUCCUUCGAGGACCCCAGGAAGCAGAAGUAGGCGGCAGGCAGGAAGAGGCGUCAUAAUAAAGGCGUAAUAAACGAGAUGGACGAGAUACGCGGCUCGUCGUCGACUCGCCGUCUCUCCCAGAUCCUGGACCCGAUCACCAGGCUGGCUGGCGACUUCGGCUCCAGCUCGGCGCCGUGCAGCCCGCGGCUGGGAACGCGCGUGCACGACGCGGGCAGCGGGCCCCCGGGUGGCCAGUCGGGCCCGGCCACCGCCGGCGGCAGUCCGUCGUCGUCUCGCGCUGCCGGACCGAGCGGUUCCGCGCAACAAACCGGUGGCUCGAAUCCGGACAGUCCGCGACUCUGGCCCCGACAGCUUCGACAGGCGCCCACGCCGCCGCCACGGCCUAGGCACGUCGUUACCACCGCCGCCACCGCCGUCAGCGCCACCGCCACUAGCGCCUCUUCCGGGAAUAUUAAUAACAACAACAACAACAACAAUGCGGGAGGCGAGAUCGACGCCAGUAUCGUGCCAUCGCCGGCGGUGGUGCACGCGAGGGACUCGCCCUACGUCAACGUGCCGAAUUUGUUCUUCCACAAGGAUAAGAGCUUCGCCGAGAGCGCCAGGAGCGCCGGCUACAUCGAGCUGCGGGAGAAGCCCAAGUGCAGUCCGUACGAUUUCACUUCCGAGCCGAGCGGUCACGUGGAGUACGCGGACAAGAGGACAUUCAUUACCUCGGAUUUGGCUUACGACGUCGGGAAGGAAGCCGGCGGUCCUCUCUGCAGAGGGAGGUCGAACUACGAGCCUGGGCCUUCGAGCGGCAGGGCUCACUUCGACAGGGCCUUCUCGUUCUCCGGCAGGCAACCGGAGCAGCAACCCUCGGUUGCCCGGAUGUACGAAACAGGGAGAUUGUUCGUCGAUCCGAGGACCACCGCUGGUGGCAGCGUCGACUUGAAGAGGGAGAAGCUGGACGUCCGGCCCAGCUACGUCACCUCCAAGAGCUUCGACGGGUACACGACGACGGUGGAGGAACUCAACUGGCAGGAGAGGUGUUUGGAAUUGCAGCUGGAGCUGCACAGGAGCAGGAGCCAGGCGACCAGGGUGAGGGACAUGCUUCGCGAGAAACUCUCCGAGCUCGAACAACGGGUUCUUGAAGCAGAGGGCAGAGCAGAUGAAGCUGAAGACAAGGUACGGAUGAUGGAGGAGCGGCUGGUGAAGGGUGAAUACUGCCUGAGCACAUCCGGUGUUGGUUCUCCACCGCAUUCGCUGCCGUCGACCUCCGGUACGCAGAAUGACAAGAUCGAGGAUGCCCAUUGCGCCUGCAUCUCGAAGCUAGAGACCCAGGUCGAGGAGCAGAGGCAGUUGCGGCUUCAGGACGCCAGGCAAGUGGAAGCAAAAGCAGCGAGGAUAAAGGAAUGGGUCACUAAUAAGCUGAGAGAACUGGAACAGCAGAAUCAACACCUGAGAGAGCAGAAUAAUAAAUGCAACCAGCAGCUUGAACUAUUGCGCAAUCAUAUAACCAAUAUCGGACUCAAACCCCCCGCACCAACGAGAGCGUCGCUGUCCCUGGAAGUGGACAACCCCUUACGCAUUGAUCGUCGACGAUCGGAGAGCCUUGAGGGUACCCCGCAGACGGUGCCCGAGUGCGUGCAGACUAUCGUGGUGGAGCCGCAAAGCACGAGCACGAAGCACCGAAGACACUUGUCUGCUUGCGGCACCAUUCAACGAGGAGUCGUUGCCGCUAACAUGGAUUCGAGUCUGCUGUCCGAGGAGUUGGCCGCCGCGGUGGAGAAUCUGGUGAUGCUGCCGAAUAUGUCCGGCGUCUCGGAGGCGAGCAGAGACAGCGGAAGCUCGGAAGCGGUGCACGACUACGCGGAGAUAUACACGCCCAGUCGGGAGGGUAUGAACUGGCUGCAGGGGAGCGGACAAGGUCCUCGUCCGCCGACCCCGCCGUUGCACAGGUUUCCCAGCUGGGAGGCCAAAAUAUAUCAGGUGGCGGACGGUGGCCUUGGCAUCGGUCCGCCGACGAACGAGGAGUCGGCACCUUCUACGAUGAACACCAGCUCGUCGAAGCAUUCCCAAGCCACGGGACACAACUUGACGGCACACAAUUCUCAAGGCUACUGCGAUAUUUCCGUUCCAGUAUACGCCACAGUCAAAGGACGUGCCAGUCAGAUCAGAUCCAUGCCUUUUGGCGACAGCUCCGACGAUAGCUCGGACGGCGAGGAACAUCCAAAUCAAACCGAGACAAAUACCAGAAUCACCAACAGCUCGUCCGACAAUACGGAUUCCUCCCUCGGUAGUGGGAGCAGCCCCUCAAAAAGCAUCAAAACCACCAGUAGUCUGAGUCCCGCGAAAAGAAGUUCCAGUGGGUCUCCUAGUAAAAGCGUAAAACAUACUUCUCUCGAGUCAGGAUUAUCUGAAGAUUAUGCGAUACCUCCUGAUGCGCUCAGUUCGACGUCUUUGGAAUCCAGUAUGCCUAGCUUGCUGAUGCGCGUUUCCGGCGAAAGUCCAAAGAGACAGGAAUCGCUGGAGAAGACGGGUCAUUUGGCAAAGUUGGGUGGCAAAUUAAAAACUUGGCGAAAACGAUGGUUCGUGUUGAAAAAUGGCGUGUUGACCUAUUGGAAGAGCCAGAAUGAUGUCAAUCGAAAACCGCAAGGCCAAAUAAUUUUGGAUGAAGUGUGCAGGAUCAACAGAGCUGAAGGUGCCGCUACUUUUGAAAUAGCCACUGGUAAGAAGACAUAUUACUUGACUGCGGAUUGCAUUGCCACGAUGGAAGAUUGGAUAAGGGUACUACAGAACGUACAAAGGAGAAACGCAACGAAACUCUUGCUUAGCAAGGAGGACAACAAACCAACGAUACAAGGCUGGUUAACCAAAGUAAAAAAUGGCCAUGCUAAAAAAUGUUGGUGCGUUCUCAUCGGCAAGAUGUUCCUUUACUUUAAGUGUCCAAGUGAUACGAAUCCUAUCGGCCAAAUCAACAUGAGGGAUGCUCGAGUAGAGGAGGUGGAACAUGUGUCGGAUAGCGAUAGCGAGGAGAGGGACGCCGAAUGCCCGCACGAGAGAACGAUCGGCAUCUUUCCGACACAUCAGGGUCCGACGUAUCUAUUGAUGCCGCAUAAGCAGGACAAGGACAACUGGCUCUACCAUUUGACGGUGGUGUCUGGCGGCGGACCGAGUGCGGGUACGCAGUACGAGCAACUGGUGCAAAGACUAAUGGAAACCGAUGGUGAUCCCAGUUGCGUUCUGUGGCGGCAUCCUCUGCUGUUGCACACAAAAGAGAGCAUUACUAGUCCGCUGACCAGCCUGACCUCCGAAUCUCUGCAAACUGAAGCCAUAAAGCUCUUCAAGGCCUGUCAACUAUUUAUGUCGGUGGCAGUAGAGCAAGCAGGUAUCGACUACCAUGUGGUUCUAGCGCAAAACGCGUUACAGCAAUGCCUAGAUCAGCCUGAACUUCAAUCUGAAUUUAUAUGCGCACUGGUAAAGCAGACAAGUCGUCACACGCAACACCGUUUGGGCGUACAGCAACUCCUCCUCUGCGCCACGCAAUCGCUCUUCACCUGCGAUACGCAAAGUCCCGCGGCAAAUGGCAGCGGUGAAAAUGCGGACGCGCAAUCAACGGCCUCGACUUCUCACAGUCCUCCGCUCACGCAGGGCCACUCGACCUCCACUAUCUUGGACUGCAAAACUAAUCCCGCCCAGUACGUGCUUAUCCAGGGAUGGCAGCUCCUGGCCCUCGCCGUCUCUCUCUUCCUACCCAGGAACAAUCGGCUACUCUGGUACCUGAAACUGCACCUGCAGAGAAACGCCGACAGCAAAACGGAAUGCGGCAAAUACGCGGCUUACUGCGAGCGAGCCUUGGAGAGAACGUUGCAGAACGGUGGUAGAGAGGUGAAACCCUCGAGGAUGGAAGUGCUGUCGAUACUAAUGAAGAAUCCGUACCAUCAUUCAUUGCCGCAUGCCAUACCGGUUCACUUCCUCAACGGCACCUAUCAAGUCGUGAGCUUCGACGGUAGUACGACAAUAGAGGAAUUUCUCACCACCCUUAAUCAGGAAAUCGGCUGCAGGGAUGUUCAUCAGUCUGGCUUCACCCUAUUCAGCGAUGAUCCGAUCGAAAAGGAUCUCGAGCAUUUCAUUGACCUGCAAGCAAAGCUGUGCGAUAUUAUCUCAAAGUGGGAGACUGCGUUACGAGAAAAAGGCUCAGGAAAGUUCGAAAAUACUCGAGUGAUACAAUUAACGUACAAAUCGCGUUGCUACUGGCGGCAAGCUGCUAAAAUGGAAACUGACAAGGAGAGGCUCUUGUUGUGUUAUCAAGUGAAUCAACAAGUUGUACAAGGAAAGUUUCCGCUAAAUCGCGAACUCGCCUUCGAAUUGGCAUCGUUAAUGGCACAGAUCGACUUUGGAGAAUACAACAACGACAAAGCACGUGGCAGCGGUCCCGGAAGCAAUCCGCAUCAUCUCGUACUCCAAGCCUUGGAUAAAUUUUAUCCGAUACGCUAUCGGUCCAACAUCACCGCCGAUCAAUUGAGGGAGUUGCAGGAGAAAUUGCAGGAUAAGUGGAUCGGUUUGAAAGGACGUAGCGUAUUGGACUGCGUUCGUAUAUAUCUCACGUGUACCAGAAAGUGGCCUUUUUUCGGAGCUACCCUGUACCAAGCAAAGUUGAAACAAACCGAGCCCGUGACUGUUUGGAUAGCGGUUUGCGAGGACAGUGUGACGUUACUCGAGUUGCAAACAAUGGCGGUGGUGUGCCGUUAUAAUUAUGCAAACAUAGUGACGUUUGGUGGCUGUUUAGACGAUUUUAUGCUUGUUGCUUGUCCGGACGAGGGUGCGGCCGAACAGAAACUGCUGUUCGCGCUCUCUAAACCCAAGAUUUUGGAGAUAACGUUGCUGAUUGCCGAUUAUAUGAACGCACUAGGUCAUGCAUUACCUGGCACUCCACAAAUGAAUACUCUAACCCGCAAUGGGUCACAUCGAUCCAUUAAAUCCACUAUGAGACCUGCGACUGGUUCAAGCUGUCUUCCAACUCAACCUGAUAUAUUGAAAUCGACGCCAGAUCACCAAAGACCUUAAUAAAAAGGCUGGUCGUGUUUUGAGAAGGACUAUGGGAAUAUAUAUUUCUUGAAUGUGUGCGGAUGUGUCUGAUGCAUAUUUUGUCGUUUGUAUUAUAUAAAGGCAGCGUAAAAAGUGCAGUAUUAGUAUCAUACAUGCGUGAAGCGCAUCGUUUUUUUUAUUUUCUGCGAAGCGUAAUCGCAGUCACGUUUGAAUCAUAAUUACGUUUACGUCGAAUAAUGCAUGUAAAUUAGUAUCGAGUAUUUCAAAUAAGAUCGUAUUUUAAUGUAAAUAUUUAACGAUUAGAACGGCGAAAGAGAGAGCUAACUAUGAAGUACAGAAUCGUACAGGUGGCUUAAGAAAUGUGGUUGAAAUAAAAAUCGAUCUGUAACACUGCCUAUAAUAAUUCGUAUGCGCGAUAUUACACAUCGAAUAGUUUCAUCCCGCGACUAAGUAUCACGCUGAGAUUUUUACUACCGUAUUUAUAUACCAAAAAUUAAAAGCAAAAAAAAA